GUGUUUUGUUCGCAGUACAAGGGUGAUAGGUUAUGGUCGGGAAAAUGUACAGUCGUGGAUGUGUUGGGAUGGCGGAGUUCAGAGGGAUGGGAAGUAAAGGUAUUAAGUAGAAAUUAGCAAAAAUGGCAAAUGUGAUAAAUUCAACAACCACUCUAGUUCAUCAUGUCUAUGAUUAUUAUUUAUGGACCCUAUCCUUAUCAGAUAACAGAACGAAGGGAUGGCCUCUGGUAGAUUCUCCCAUGCCGAUGCUCAUGUUGAUCGGCCUGUAUUUCUUCGUAGUGUGGCUGGGACCGAAGUUGAUGGAAAAUAGGAGACCUUUAAAAUUAAACAAAUUACUUAUACCGUACAACCUAUACAUGGCCGGUUUGAAUUUCUACAUAGCUUUUAAUUUACUCACCGCCUCGUUUCGACUAAAGUAUAAUUACUUUUGCGAGCCCUGCAGAGAGAAGUACACCCCUGACGAGAUGCAGAUCACCGAGGCGGUUUGGUGGUACUAUUUUUCUAAGCUACUCGAAUUCUGUGAUACGAUAUUCUUCAUACUGAGGAAGAAGAAACAACAAUUGUCCUUCCUGCAUGUCUAUCAUCACUCGACGAUGUUCGCUUUCUGGUGGAUCGGAAUCAAAUGGGUGCCAAGCGGUUCCACAUUCCUGCCUGCUAUGGUCAAUUCUGGAAUACACGUUUUAAUGUAUUCUUACUAUGGACUUUCUGCUUUGGGUCCAAAAGUUGCUCAAUACUUGUGGUGGAAGAAAUAUCUAACUAUAUUGCAACUAAUUCAAUUUACCUGUGCCUUGGUCCUGGGAUUAAACGGUAUUAGAAUGGGUUGUGAGUUUCCUCUUUGGAUGCACUAUACACUUAUCGGUUAUAUGGUCUCUUUCCUUGUGCUUUUCGGCAAUUUCUACGUCAAGGCCUAUUUGGAAAAGGGCAACGAGGUGUUCUAUGGAAUGGACUUCGGUUGCGGACAAGGAAACCAAUUUACAAACAAAUAUACUAUGCAAUCACACAACGGUCUUCAAGAUGAAAUGGGCAAGAAACACAAUUAAAACCAUACGAAAAUGAAAAGGGAAUUUAACGAGCUAAGUUUUAGUUACACGACGAGGCGUCGUUUUUAAUCGGAAUAUUAAAAAUCUUGUACACGACCUGAAACUAACGCCUUAAUAGGAGAAUUUUAUCAUUUUUUUAACUAAUUUUAAACGUGAUGCACUGCUAAUCAAACGCUGUAAUCAAACGUAUCCGGAUUAGUUAAAAAACGAGCAUAAACAAUCAUGAUCUUCCUGAUGAUUAAAUUUCUAAGUUACAAACAAAUUCGUAGCGUAAACGUUCUAAAUUAAUAAAAAAGAAGCAUGCCUUAACUUGCAAAUUCGGGAUAUCAAUAUAGGAACUUCGAUAGGAAUUUCUUUUUCGAUGCUGAUAUCCAUAUAUAGUGCAAACGAUGUGAAAUAUUGUUGAAUAAGCUGUUGAUUAUUUUUACGAUAGAUAGGAUGUGAUUAUUAUAAUCAAAAAUUGAGAAUUUUUAUAUAUUUGUUAUUUAUUUAGGAUGGAAUUUUAUUUUUGAC
Molecule: messenger RNA, 1553 nt
Organism: Phyllotreta striolata
Lineage: Eukaryota; Metazoa; Arthropoda; Insecta; Coleoptera; Chrysomelidae
Source: the annotation of a GenBank genome assembly